CCGCCCUCCACUUUCAGUAAGGACGACAACGUUUCACUUCUAACUUUCCCUUUCUCUUCCAUCUCAGCCCCAUACCAUACGCAUCAUCUGGCAAAUCUGGAACCUCCAGAAACCCUCUGCUUUCUCUCUGGGCAAUGGCAACGGCAGUGCCGGUAAUACAGUCAAUGACAAACUACAAGCAAACACAACGCAUAGUUCUGUUAAUGGACCUAAACCCAUCUCUCCAUCUCCAAAACCCAAACCCAUACCUAAUCUCUCUUAUGUCCACUGCUAAAACUCUUCUUUCAUUCCCUCAGCUUUCCUCUUCUCUCUUUUCCUUUAAACCAUUUUUCUCCUCUCUCUCUCCUCUUCUCUCUUCCUCCAGACUCUCCAUUCCUUCACUUUCUCUCUCCUUUAACCCCCCAAACACAACUCUCGAUUCUCUCUCACAUUUCCUUACUUCUCUCUUAACCACUACUGAUAAAGUUUCAAUUCCGUCUUCCUCGCCGCGCGCUUUACACCUAUCUGCCUCUUUGCGCCAGCUUGUUCAUGAUUACGCGUGGGACUCUAUAAUCUCUGACGACGGUGGUGAUCAUUCACUGUCUGGUACGCUUUUGAAUUGUGUUAAACCUAAUUUAGUUGUUCUGUUUUCGCCGAUUAUUAGGUCGUUGAAUGGUUUGUGUGAGUUUUUUGAUAUGGAAUUGAGUGAUGCUGAUGAGUUUGUUGACAAGUUUCGUGAGGUUUUUCAGAGUGUCAAUGAUGCUUUUGUUAGUAAAGGCAUUCAUUUUAGUUGGGUUGAUGUCAAGUAUGAGACUGGGUGUGAUGAUGCUUUUGAUGAGUCUGGGGUUUUUGAGAGUGGGAUUAGGGAUUUAGGAUGGGGUAUUUGUUCUAGUGAUUGUAUUGUUUUAGGUUCUGCAUUACUUCCUUUUGGAUUAAUUUAUCCAAGGAUUGGGAUUUCCCCAAAGUUUGUGAAUUUUGAUGAUAGUCUUAAGCCAAUUCAUGCGCAAUUGAUUCUCGAGAUACUAGAUGUUAAUGGAAAGCCUUUGGAAUGUAAGUGCUGUGAUCUAGAAUUGGUCAAUUUGAACAUAUUUUCUGCAAUUACUUCAAAAUUGAUUUGGGAAGAUUUUAGACAUGGAAUUAUAAAACUUCAUGUUAAGGCAGUACAAAAUAGUGAGAAAUGUGUUAAAUUUGAUGGGUUUACCUUAUCCAAUCCCGUUAUUGUGCGCGAGUUAUCAGGGGUUUCUGGUGGUCAAAAAGAAAGUUGCAGUGAAUUUUUUGAAGAUAGGGUUCUUGAAAUCCUGGGUGUGCAAUUGGGUGAAUUGGUGCCAAGAAAAUCUAUACCUAUUUUGCAAAUUCUCUUCAGUUUUCUGUACAGACAAGAUUAUUGGGCUUUGGUAUCUCUUUCAAAUAGCAAUGGCAAUUCACUGGAAGGAAUUAUGAAGCCUUUCACAGUUUCUUUAGCUUUACUCUCGAUUGUAAAAUUCAACCCUAAUAAUGAAUUUGAUGGAGCAGGUUUUCAUCAAUCCGUUAUGAAGUCUGAAACUAAAAAUUGUGAAUCCAAAUCUGACAUUAGCCACUCCUUUGGACUGGUAGGUUCUCAGUUCACGCCUUCACCUUCAAAUAAGGAUGUUGAAAUUGAAGAUAGUAAACGGAAAAAGACCAAAAAAAGUUUAAAUAUGCUUCAGGAAUUAACAUGGAGCGCCUUUUAUAAGGCGGCAUUGGAUCACUUUGACUUAGAUUUGGAAGAUGUUUACUUUGCCAGGGGAUGUAGCAAGUCAAAGAAGUUGAAAUUUUUGAGAUGCUGGAUAAAACAGAUUAAGAAAUCUAGCAAUUGUAGCUUGACUGAACUGGAGGGAUCUAAGCUGCAACAGGACAUCCCAAAAGAAGUAGUCAAUAGAUUAACCAAGUUACCUCAGGAAUGUGAACAGCCAAUUGCUUCAUGCUCCUCAGUGGCAGAGGAUUCUUUAAGUGGGGCCUCUAGAAUACAGGAUGAAGUUGUUAUGGGUCUUUGCUCAGAAUCCUUGGAAAGUUUCUUAAAUAAUCUUCCUCACAAAAUCCAGCAAGGGCUUGAAUCUGAAGAAGUAGACCUGGCAUCUUUGGCAAAUAGACUUGUCAAUUCAUCUAUCUUUUGGUUAUACCAAAAGUACGAAAAAGAAACGAUGUCGGAGAGUCAAAUCCAUGUUGUAAAAUCUGACGAUCCUUCUAGUAGUAUAGUGGCUCUUCAGCUAACGAAUCUAUUACUUGUAGAUCCUAAGGACUUGGCUACUGUGCAUAAAAAUGGUCAUCGGUCCUCUCAUGCAUCAUCUGAAGCUACUUCAGAAAACAUAAUUAGAGAAUAUGAAUUGCAGAUUUUGUUUCGCAUGGAGAUACUCCAAUCAGAGGUUGGAGCAAGUUUUGUUGAGUCGACAAAGCAAAAGUUUGCAAAGCAAAUUUGUUUGCUUUUGGAGAACGUUCAGUGCCAUUUGCAGGGGGACUUUUUUGGAGAUUGGAGCCUUGAUAAAUAUGUGGAGAAGAUCAUAAAAAGCAGGUAUGGUCAGAGCCUUGGGGAUGUGGUUGAGAAAAUUUAUGAAAGAAUGGAUCUCUUGCUGUUUGAGGAUGAGGAAGAAACUGCCAACACUUUACUCAAUAGUGAGGAGAGUAGUCAAUCCUGGAGAGAAAAACACAAAAGAGAUGAAGCGGAUGAAAACUGUAUAAAGAAUAAUCAAGUUUCGACAGAAGAGGAGCCCUUUCAAGGGGCGGAAAAUGAGCAUCAAAGCCUGCAAGGGGAGGAGCAUGCUCGUAAACUACUUGAAGCUCAGCAACGGAGACAAAGGGCUCGUAGAUUUGCAUCUUUCACAAGCUGGGUUCCAGAUUUGCAGAGAGUUUGGGCGCCAAAGCAGCCAAAGGCAAUGAAAGUGAAUUCAGAUCAUGUUCGGAAGUUUUCAAAAAGGAAAGAGAAGGGAAGGUUAAGCUAUGAUACAGUAUGUGAGACUCCCAUGAGUGGAUUGAAACGUUCUUGCGGCAGGGGAGGUGGUAGUAGUGGUGAAAAAGACUACCAAGAUACUGGCAGCUCUUUGCGCGGUUCUGUUUCAAAGGCUUUGUUUCAAGAUGACUGACUGAUGACGCAAGUUCUUAGUAGGCCCUUCAUCUCUCAUAUUCAUUCUUAACAAAUAAUAAAUUGUGCUUCGUGACAACCUGUAUAUUACCACAGGCCCGCACCUUGCACCUUACCUCAUUUUCUCACUAUUUGUAAAAAAUAGGCUGUAAUUUUUAUAUAUCUAAGAUAAAAAAAGAUGUCAACUUUUUUA
Messenger RNA from Ricinus communis (castor bean), 3266 nucleotides. RefSeq lists its product as uncharacterized. Gene Ontology annotation, biological process: regulation of DNA-templated DNA replication initiation; mitotic G2 DNA damage checkpoint signaling; mitotic DNA replication checkpoint signaling. The record is from RefSeq and is a predicted model, not a curated record. Gene Ontology annotation, molecular function: chromatin binding. The transcript has 3 exons. Gene Ontology annotation, cellular component: nucleus. Lineage: Eukaryota; Viridiplantae; Streptophyta; Magnoliopsida; Malpighiales; Euphorbiaceae. The coding region runs from base 135 to 3074 and encodes 979 amino acids.